AUGAAUAACAGCAACAGCACGACCGAGAACAGCGACAUUACAGCUGCAAACGAAGCCCCCAAAUGGGUGACUCAAUUUACCGGUUAUAUAGAGCUGAUUUUCACAGUAGUGGCCUUAUUUGGAAACAUUGUAUUUGUUGUUGCUGUACUCAUCAGGAAGCGGCUGCGCACCACUGCAAACUUGUUCUUGGUCAAUCUCGCCUUCACAGAUAUUAUAGCAGCGCUGCUCGUCUCGACCUUCGCCGCUGCAGCCCAUCUUCGCCGUGGAUGGUUCUGGGGACAUACAUACUGCAUUGUACACUCUGUGAUACAACCAUUCUUACUAAGUAUUUCACUUUACGUUAGUGCCUGUAUCGCCUUCAAUCGAUACGUGUACAUCGUACAUAGAGAAAAAUAUCAAAAAAUCAACAACAAAUUCAGCGUUGUUAUUUUCCUACUCUUUUCCUGGCUGUUUCCCAUAAUCGUCAGAGGCCAGCAGUUUCUCAAGUCACCGUUUUUCUACUCAUCGUCAGUAUAUAGAUGUCGUUACAGCACUACCCAGGUAAUCACGGCGCUGAUAAUUUACGUCCCGUGCGCUAUUGUUGUCAUUUGCUACACGCGCAUUUUCAUCUAUGUCCGUAAAAGCAGAUUACGAGUCCAGGCUCACCAGCAAAGUCUGCCAAACACAGCUACAAACAAUACACCGAAAGGUCCCAGCAAACAAGAACUUCGCAUGAUCGCCGUCUUUUCCAGCGUGUUUAUUCUGAUUCUGAUGGGGUACCUGCCAUUCAUCAUUCUUGUGAGUGUAUAUCAGGCAAAAGGACAGAGACCUCCUGUUGGCAUAACCAUUUUACUUUACCCAUGUUUACAUCUUGCAGGAGUUCUAAACCCAAUCAUUUACGGACUGAGCAACAGACAUUUCCGUGCGGCUUACAAAGAUAUUUUCACAAAAUUUUCAAAUUCAAACUCUGUCAUCGUUGAUGUGAAUAUAUAA
This is a messenger RNA of Saccoglossus kowalevskii, 972 nucleotides long. Its product is annotated as melatonin receptor type 1B-B-like. The record is from RefSeq and is a predicted model, not a curated record. Lineage: Eukaryota; Metazoa; Hemichordata; Enteropneusta; Harrimaniidae.